Drosophila eugracilis is the source of this 1537-nucleotide messenger RNA. Its product is annotated as dnaJ homolog subfamily A member 3, mitochondrial. NCBI's taxonomy places the organism in Eukaryota, Metazoa, Arthropoda, Insecta, Diptera, Drosophilidae. Gene Ontology annotation, molecular function: heat shock protein binding. The transcript has 2 exons. Gene Ontology annotation, cellular component: mitochondrion. The coding region runs from base 133 to 1485 and encodes 450 amino acids. The record is from RefSeq and is a predicted model, not a curated record. Gene Ontology annotation, biological process: mitochondrion organization; protein folding; negative regulation of apoptotic process.
UUUUCCUAUCAGACUUUCAUAAAAUAUCGGGUUAAUAUUCCCAUAAAAUAAAAUACAGAACAACUAGAACAUCGAGUUUAGAUUUCCACUUAUAUAUUAAACAAAGUUGCAUUCUUCUUUUCGCUUCACGUGAUGUUUCGAUUAAAAUUCUUCCGCAGUUCCAGAGAAGCACUGAGCACUUUGAUCGGCGGAGCGGCGACGGGGGGCUGCAGGAGGACGGCAGGACCAUGCCUGGAGAUGGAUCGUGCUCCCGCUGUCGCCGCCUGUUGGAUCUGGAUGCGGUUGGUCAGUCAAUAUCAAUUCCGGACCACAAAACAAUCCUAUUAUCCAGAUCGCCAGCGGGAGGUGAAGAGAGCAGCGGCGGGAUCAACGCCUCAACAGGUAUCGUCUCCGACCGUUAAAUCCCCUCAGAGUCGUGGCAUGCCGAAGGACUACUACUACAAAGUGCUGGGCGUCAACAAGCACGCCUCUAUUCAGCAGAUCCGUUCGGCCUUUUAUGCGCUAGCCAAGCGUUAUCAUCCCGACUCCACGCACUCGGAGCAAAAGCUAAAACACUUCCAAGAGCUGUCCAACGCAUACAACAUUCUCACCGACGAGACAAAACGUUUGGAGUACGAUCAGCUAGGCGGGAUCAAGGACGAACGCGCCUUUCUCGAACAGGCGGGUAAUCCCAUGAAUGUGGACCUUGAAGAGGCCAAGAAGUUCGAAACGAAUAAGACGACAAAUGACGAUAUCAACAAGUUGAAGAACAACGAGUUUGAUUUGCCAUUGGACUUCCUGGAGGCCACGGUGGGAUGCAAGAAGCGGGUGGACUUGCGAUACCUGCGAAAGUGCGAAACCUGCAAGGGAAAGUCGCAGCUGAUGGCGCAUCGGGAUGUGGGCAAGGAACCGUGUAGACGAUGCAAUGGUACUGGAAAGGUGACCACAAAAACAGCAACCUUUACAUCGGUAAACACAUGCACACAGUGCCAGGGAAAGCGGUUCACUAAUCGCAACGACUGCGAAACCUGCUCGAAUCGAGGGUUUGUGAUUUCCAGCGUGGAAGUGAUGGUAGUAGUUCCUUCCGGAUCUCGGGAUGGGGAUGUGCUAAGCCUGGUUAAUCCGGCAACCAAGCAGCAGGUUGCAUACCGCCUAACUGUGCCCGGUAGCGAAUAUUUCCGGCGAGUGGGCAACGACAUCCUAACAGACAAGCACCUGAACAUCUCUGAUGCCAUCCUGGGAGGUACAUUUCAGGUACGCGGCCUGUACGAAAAUGUCGAGCUGCGAGUGGAACCGGGCACUCAGUCGCACACCGAAGUGCUACUUAAAGGCAAGGGUGUGCGUUCCAAGGAAGGUGUGGGCAACCACAUUGUCACACUGAAGGUACGGAUUCCCAGGAAUCUCUCCGUUAAGCAACGCCAGCUGGUUUUGGCACUAUCCCAGGCAGAGGAUCCAGUUUUCGAGCCCAAGACCAAAGGCAAGGAGGCGGGUAUUAAGAGCCCCUAAAAUUCUCAAUGUACAGGCCUAAUUCAGCUUAUAAUAUAUUGGCAGACACAAA